AUGAGUAGGACUGAUAAUAAAAAUAUAGAAUUGUAGUCUGCACUAUAAAGCAAAGAUUUAUAUAAGGAUGCUUCUGAAGAUCAAUAGCAGAAUAAUUAAGAAUAAAUUGACGAUAAUGAAUUAGAUAAGGAGUUAUCAAAUGCAGAUACAAACAUACUGAAUGACAUGGAGUAAAAUGAAAACUUGACAGACUCGUAGUUAUUUAAGAAAGAUUUUACAAAUAUACUUUUGCUGAUCGUUCUCUAUAUGUAUUAAGGAUUUAUCUUAGCUUUCUUCCUAGAGUAUGUUAAGAAUUAUUUGAUUUAGGAAAAAUAAAUCAAAGGAGAACAAAUAGCGUUGAUAAGAGGAAUAGCUUGGCCUUUUUCAAUUAAAUUUUUAUGGGCUCCUUUGAUGGAUACAUACUAUAUAAAGGCAUUCGGAAAGCGCAAAACUUACAUAGUUCCUGCUUAGUUUAUAAUGUCUAUAUUACUGUUUUACUCUGCUUUUUACUUUGAAGGCUGGAUGGAAAAUACUGAUGUCUUAUAGAUAAGUACAAUAGGUGUAAUAUGUGUAUUCUUACUCACAGUUCAAGAUAUAGCAGUUGACAGUUGGAGUGUUACACUUCUCCAUGAAAAGAAUGUUGCUUAUGCAAGCUUCAGUUAGAGUUUUGGACAGCGUAUUGGAAACAUAUUUGGUUAUUAACUUUUUAUCUACCUAAGUGAUGAGCAGCUAAUGGAGAGUUUAUUUACUUAUAAGGAAAAGGUCUUAACUCCUUUUUCUAUGUGUGUAGUUAUGAGUGUUUCAAUUUUGUUAGGGACCUUAUUUAUAAUAUUAUUUCGUAAAGAAAGUAAUGAAGAGCAAAACAGCUCUGCAUAUAGAUAGGUAGAAGGUAACUCAUCACUAAUUAAUGGCAAUCAGUAAUAAUCAGAAGGACAAGAAUAAGAAGGCUUUGUUAAUAUGCUUAAAAACAUUGUGAGAUUCUUUAAAAAUAAAUAGAUUUUACUCCUUAUUUUCUUUUUGCUAUCUACUUCUUUUGGUAUCUUUUGUGUCGAUAUCACAGGAGAAAUUAUACUUUUAGAGAAGGGUUUUAACAGGUCUACAUUAGCAACAAUCGAAUUGUGCUUAAUACCUUUUACUUAAGUAAUCAGCGCAUAUGCAGCAAGACUUUCAUCAAAAAAAUUAGAAUUUAAAAUUUGGAUUUACUGCUUUAUUGUUAAAUGCUUCUGGAAUGUUGGUAACUACUUCUUGGUCAAUUCAUUUGAAAAAGAAAAUAUGUCAUAUUUUAUUAUUCCAGUUGCAAUAAUGCAAGUAGGAGAUUCCAUACUCUUCACACUUCCUUUCAUAGGAAUAUCUUCUUUCUUUUUGAGAAUAUGUGAUUAAUCGAUCGGAGGCACGUAUAUAACUUUCUUAAAUUCUUUCUCAAAUUUUGGAAGAUUAUGGCCUUCUAUUUUAGUUACCACAUUAAGCACUCGCCUUUCAUUUACAACUUUGUUUAUUAUAGGUAGUAUUUAUAACUUUGUUUUAGUACUAUUCUGGAGAAAAAGGGUUUUAAAUAUGUAAGAAAGUGAUAAAAAAUAAUGGUUAAUUAAACAAAGGUGA
Tetrahymena thermophila SB210 is the source of this 1578-nucleotide messenger RNA. Its product is annotated as acetyl-coenzyme A transporter 1. Lineage: Eukaryota; Ciliophora; Oligohymenophorea; Hymenostomatida; Tetrahymenidae. Gene Ontology annotation, cellular component: membrane. The transcript has a single exon. The record is from RefSeq and is a predicted model, not a curated record. Gene Ontology annotation, molecular function: acetyl-CoA transmembrane transporter activity.